Sorghum bicolor (sorghum) is the source of this 2394-nucleotide messenger RNA. RefSeq names its product berberine bridge enzyme-like 22. The record is from RefSeq and is a predicted model, not a curated record. The coding region runs from base 620 to 2230 and encodes 536 amino acids. Lineage: Eukaryota; Viridiplantae; Streptophyta; Magnoliopsida; Poales; Poaceae. Gene Ontology annotation, molecular function: FAD binding; oxidoreductase activity. The transcript has a single exon.
UGGAUCAGAUGGAUCAAAAUUCAUUUGUUGGGAGUGCAUGAUGAAACACUCGAAUAACCAGGCGGACCAAAAUGCAUGUGUGUUAGUCCAUUCUAACAACCAGUUGUAGCCUUGUACUAGGUGAUAAUAACGAUUACAGCCAGAUAAAAAGAGUCUCGAUCGGGCGCUCUGUCUCACUCUCGUGUUCUCCGCUAGACCUGGUCUCAUGGCAGCUCUCAGGGCUCAGGCAAGGACACAGAUGCAAGCUUCCAAGUGCAGGAUCCGUGCAGUCAUGCGCCGUCACUUCCCUCUCCCGCUCUCCGCAAAAUGGUGUCUACGUUCUCCCGGCAGCUGGCUCUCUCCACACCAGUUUACAACCACCAGCAGGCCUGUCCCUGAGGGCGUGCAGCCUGGGUGAUGGCGCAAGCGCAACCACUAGUUUGAUUGUUUCGUUGGCCCACUAGCAUUGCCCCACUAGCGAGCCUACUAAAAAAAAUGAUUUUCCGGCCGGCCGCACGGCCUGGCAAUCUGUGAUCUUCACGGGACGGCCCUGCCACCAGCUGCUCAUUUCCAUUGCCAAUCUGCUAGUAUCGGUGAACCUGCCUCGUCAUCCACGAUCCCAAAAAAAAAAGAAAAAAAAAUGGCUAUCCGGAGCUUUGCAACAUCACUCCUCGCCGCCGCUUACUUCGCCAUCGUGCAGCAUGUGGCCUCGGUUACACCGGCAGCUGCUGCUCCGUCGCCUGAUACCGCGUCCUUCCUCCACUGCCUCGCCGUCCACCUCCCUCCGCGAGCCGUCUACACGAACGCGUCCCGGUCGUUGUACACGCUCGCCCUCGAGUCCUCCAUCAGGAACCUGCUGUUCGUGACGCCGGCGACCCCGACGCCGAUCGCCAUCGUCGCGGCGAGAAGCGCCUCCCACGUCCAGUCCGCCGUGCGCUGUGGCGUCCGCCACGGUGUCAGCGUGCGCCCGCGCAGCGGCGGCCAUGACUACGAGGGUCUGUCCUACCGCGCCCUCCGCGCGGCGGGGCGCCCCUUCGCCGUCGUUGACCUGGCCUUGCUCCGCGCCGUCAGCGUCGACGUGUGGAACGAGACGGCGUGGGUCGGGUCGGGCGCCACGCUCGGCGAGCUCUACUACGCCAUCGCGAACCACACCGCGCGCCUCGGUUUCCCCGGCGGUCUUGGCCCGACGGUGGGCGUCGGAGGUCACCUCAGCGGCGGCGGCUUCGGGCUGCUGCUGCGGAAGCACGGCCUCGCCGCGGACCAUGUCGUCGACGCCGUAAUCGUGGACGCCAUGGGGAGGCUCCUGGACAGGGCUGCCAUGGGUGAGGACCUCUUCUGGGCGAUACGAGGCGGCGGCGGCGGGAGCUUCGGCGUCGUGCUGUCAUGGAAGCUGCGCCUGGUGCGCGUGCCGCCGGUCGUCACAGUGUUCACCAUCCACCGGCCACGGAACCAGUCCGCCACCGCUCUCCUCACCAGGUGGCAACACGUGGCGCCGGCGCUGCCCCGCGACGUCUUCCUCCGCGUCGUCUUGCAGAACCAGGACGCGCAGUUCGAGUCCCUGUACCUCGGCGCGUGCGCCGGGCUCGUCGCCACCAUGGCCCGGAGCUUCCCGGAGCUCGGCAUGAAGGCGCAGGACUGCAUCGAGAUGACAUGGAUCCAGGCCGUCCUCUACUUCGCGUUCUACGGCACGGGGAAGCCGAUGGAGCAGCUCCUGGACCGGGGAACCAAGCCGGACCGCUACUUCAAGGCCAAGUCCGACUACGUUACGGAGCCCAUGGCGAGCCACGUGUGGGAGAGGACGUGGAGCUGGUUGCUCAGGGACGGCGCCGGGCUGCUGAUCCUGGACCCCUACGGCGGCAGGAUGCGCAGCGUCGCGCCGUCGGCGACGCCGUUCCCGCACCGGCGGGAGCUCUACAACCUCCAGUACUACGGGUACUGGUUCGAGAACGGGACAGAGGCGAAGGAGAAGCAUGUGGGCUGGAUCAGGGGGCUGCACCGGGAGAUGGAGCCGUAUGUGAGCAAGAACCCCAGGGGCGCCUACGUGAACUACAGGGACCUGGACCUCGGUGUCAACGAUGACGACGGCCAUGGCGGCGUGACUAGCUAUGGGAAGGCGAGGGUUUGGGGGGAGACGUACUUCAAGGCCAACUUCGAGAGGCUUGCCGCGGUGAAGGCGAAGGUGGAUCCCCAUGACUUCUUCAGGCACGAGCAGAGCAUCCCUCCACUUGUGUCCACGCUCAGAAACUUGUGACUUGUUAGAAACAUAACAUAUUCCUAGUUAGAAAAGCUGAUUUAAACAGUGUUCGAAAGAACGUGUUAUAUAUAUGGGGCAGUGACUUUGGCACCAGGUGCAUGCGUGGAUUUGAGCCACAGCGUGUUUGGUUUAUUAGAUUGAAGUGAUCCGAAAUCAUACAA